Molecule: messenger RNA, 7761 nt
Organism: Saccostrea echinata
Lineage: Eukaryota; Metazoa; Mollusca; Bivalvia; Ostreida; Ostreidae
Exons: 29
Coding region: 1-7761 (2586 amino acids)
Biological process (GO): DNA recombination; detection of mechanical stimulus; DNA integration
Cellular component (GO): membrane
Molecular function (GO): calcium channel activity; protein binding; DNA binding
Source: RefSeq, a predicted model, not a curated record
AUGAGAUCCUCCACAAGGUGUACUUUGAUCCCUGGCUUUAUUCUUCUCUAUGUAUUCUGUUUCGGAAACUCCGAUAUCAGUACACCAGCUUACUUUACUAUUAUUAUUCUUACGUCACCCACGUGGAUAAUGGAGUAUGAGCUAGGGAUGCAAGGAAUAAUCGCCAAUGUUCACAUCCUGGAGUUACCAAAAUUCCAGGUUGUGAAAGGGGUAACAAAGUUCAAUGCUUCUGUAAACAUUGGAAGUAACCAGUUCAACGAAUGGAUUCUACCCAAUGCCUUUUGCUAUGGACAAUCUGUCGAUCUGAACUUCAAAAGUGGAUUAUUCGUCUUGUUUUCUUCUAAUGGAGUAAAAACUUUAGUUCAAACUUUUAGGAAACUCGACGAUGAUACGAACCCCACAACUUCCCAACCGCGGAGGAAUAUAAAGUUUCCAGGAGUAGAACUAUAUACAACAGAUAACACGAAGUCCAAUGUUUCCAGUUAUUUUUUUAUCAUCUCUAAUUUUUGCGGCAAGAUACAAAUCUGCAUUAAAUUUGGGGAUGGUGUAGAAAAAACAUUAAAUAAUUUUUCUCAAAGCAGAACCAUUUCUCAUGUCUACAACAGGACAGGAAACAUGACGAUUAAACUCAGUGUGUUUCAUAGAAACAAACAAGAACUGACCAUUUCCCGCUCUAUUAUGGUUCUUGAUCAUCAUUGCUUUCAAGCCACACCGAUGUUUGACAUUCGGAAUUCUGUACCAUCCAAUCCUUUAACGGUUUUCCUGUUCUCUGACAUCAUUAUUAAAAGUAGAAAACAAUACGAUCAUCAGUCAGAUAGAUGUAGAACCGAACAUACGGAUCAUUUGACCUACUUCUGGAAAGUUACUAACACCGAGACAGGCGAGGAAACAAAGUCCAGGAGAGACCAACUCCCUCUGAUAUCACACACCCCGGGUUUGUUUAAAGUUUCCCUCACAAUACAGGUUGGACAGUUUUCCACAACUGGAAUUCUUUAUAUAAAGUUUAUAUUUGAACAUCAGAUGAAUUUUCACAGAAGUGUUCUCUGUCAGUUUGUGAAUAAUUCCACCAGUAUGGUGAAUAUCAAUGUGGAUGCUGAGAUUCUGCCUGUCUGGGGUGAAAAUAUUUCAUAUUCCUGGAGGGUUGUAAGAUACUCUAAUCCUAACUUGAUUCCUCAAGGAUUUUCAGCUGCAAAAUGGGUAAAAUUGUACUACGUGAACUCUACAAAACUCACUCUCAUUAACCCAUUCCAAAGGAUGGAGCGAGGACUUACAGAGAUCGCCCUGAGGGUCAACUACACCUCAUCAAUAGAGUACAUUUACCAGUUUGUGCUUGUUCAUGACGGCGAACAUGAAUGCAACAUUAAAUACUACUGCGUGAAAAAUUGCGAAAUUAGAACCAGUUUAUCAAAGAAGUACGUAGCUAGGAUGAAUAGCAUGAAUAAAAACUGCAUUGCAACAGCAAAAUUACAUGGAGUAUAUGACGUGUCAGAUAGCAGAGACAAUAAAUCUGUAUUACAAAUGAUCAAAGGAUAUCCAUUGAGCAACGGAACAAGCUUAAUGCACAUAGACCGGCAUCAUCUUAUUGUACAGACAAAUCGUCUUGCAGCCGGCAAGCGUUAUAUCCUGAAAAUGACUACAGGUGACGUUCCUUGGCUUAUUCAUCUUCAUAUGAACAGCCCACCGACGGGAGGUUGCUGUGAAGUUAUGCCCAAAGAGGGUUUAGUGCUUCAGACAGAGUUUAUGGUAGUUUGUAGGGACUGGCGAGCGGGGGCGGAGGAUUAUAACACACCUCAUCAACAAACAAAAGUCCCCCUGCUGUAUACAGUCCGCUAUAGAACAUCCAGUAGUGAUCAAGUGACGGUGUACCAAGGCUAUGAAGCGUCAACCCCCUCCUUUAUGUUACCCUCGGGCGCUGCCUCCCAAGGUUACCGAGUCACAGUAGAGGUGGAAGUGGAAGACAGAUUUGGCGACAAAACACAAACGAAUGUAACCGUAACUGUCAAGAAAAUUCCUCAAAAUGAAAACCGCGAUUUGAAUGAAAUUCCGUGUGACGAAUUGGAUCAGCUUUUAGCAAUGUUUGUGUUGUCAGUAAGAAAAACUGACGGUCAAGAAUACGAACCAAGUUCUCUCAGAUCUAUAAUAAGUAGUUUGGACAGAAAACUAGGACGACAAAAAUAUGUGCAUAAAAUCAUGGAUAGUCAAGACGAUUCCUUUCGUUUGACUCGCGACGCCCUAAAAGCAAAACAAAAAAAUCUGAAAAAACAAGGUAAAGGCAAUAAACCAAGCAAAGCUGAGGCAAUUUCAGACGAAGAAAUAAACAUAUUAUAUGAAAAGAAAAUCCUUGGUAAUGAAACCCCCGAGUCCCUCUUGUAUACUCUCUGGUUCAAUAACUCUAUUCAUUUCGGACUACGAGGAGUGAGCGAACACUAUAAUUUACGCUGGAGGGAUAUUAAACUCAAAGUAUCAUCACAUGGGACAGAAUAUUUAGAGUAUAAUGAAAGGCAAACCAAAACACGAACAGGCGACAAUAUUGUUGACAUACGCCAGGUCAAACCCAAAAUGUUUUCUUCUGGGGAUAUAAGAGAUCCUGUUCAAUCUUACAAACUGUACUCGGCCAAAAGACCUCUUGGAUUUUCUUCGGAUGAAGACCCUUUCUAUCUUUCAAAACGCACUAUUCCUCUAGAUGACCCCAGAAGUGAUAAAUGGUAUUUAAAACAAAAAGUUGGGGAGAAAAAGCUCGCAUCCUUCAUGAAAGAAAUGGCUGUUAAAGCCAACUUUACAGGGAAAAAACUAACAAACCACAGCGCGAGAAAGCAUCUUAUUCAAAAGCUCCGUGAUUUGAAUGUCCCACCAACAGAUAAAAUGCAAAUAAGUGGACAUAAAAAUGCAGGAGACGAUAAUUAUAACAGAGAAACCUAUAUUGAUACUUUAUGCCGGAACCUUCUAACCAAACUUAAGUACAGCCAGAAUCCUGAUACCCAGAUGCAUGCCAUCCAUAUUACAGCCAACGAGCUCAGCAGAGUACAGUUCAAUGACUCUUUUCCUAACAUCAACGUCUCAGGGUUAAUGAAUGCAGACAUUUCAGAUCUGAGAGCGAUGUUGGCUUUUGCCAACUCGUCCAUUUUAAAGAAAUUACAACAGGGAACUAACAUUCUAUCCGAGUCCACUCUCAAUUGGAUAUCUAAGUUUUCUUUGGGAUCUCCACAUUAUGAACAAAGCAUGCUUUCCGAUAAAGAAGCAUGUCACAUGUUGCUUUUGUCCAUGGACAGCAUGCACAUCUACACAAAGAAUCCGGAGAUCACAACACCCAAAUCUAUAAUAACCACUGUGGAUGCACUGAGAGUGCUGCUUUCUGAUGACAGCCUGCCAAGAAGUCUCCUCAGAGACAAGGACAAAGCCAUACAGGCCAUCACUGGUCUGCUGAAAAUCGUUGACACAGUAUUACUGAGUAGUUACUAUCAUUACACGGACGAUUUGGAUGAACUAAUGACCUUGAAUAAAGAAGAGCUAAUUCAGGUGGAGAAUGUUUCCACAACUUUUGUAAGAAAACGGUUAAUUAAAGAUUACAUGCUAUCGGAGAAAUAUCAAACAACCAAGAGGAUGAAAAUGCUAGAGUCCUUCGCCUCCAUUUUGAUGAAGUCAUUGGAUGCGAUAGAAAAGGCAAUGACCACCGCUGAAACAGGGAGGAAACUAUCGGUGAACCGUACAUUAGUCUCUGUUGUGGUGGAGAGGAUCGAACCUUUGUCAUUUAAGGAUUACUCCGCCACAGUUGGUGGGAUUAAUGUAGAACUGCAAGCGGAAGGAAAUCAACACAAUGACGUCAAUAUUUUGAUUGCAGCAUUCAAAAGAUCUCCGUUCCCAGUUUUGAAUGACACUUCAUAUGGUUGGUCUGAAGUCCUGGUAUUGAAAGGUAAUUUUUCCUGCAAUAUCACAGCCCGUCUGCGGAACAGGAAUGUAGACAACUUGCAUAAAAGUUGGUUUUUCCUUCACUCUAAUAUGACCUUUUACCAAGAAUUUGCUGUGAGCAUGAAUGACCUCACGAUUAUUCACUUGGAACCGGAAAACCUCACGGAUUUUACAGAUUGGGAACUUUACAUAAAAGGAGGAGCCCGUCCAACUGAGGUAAACUUCGACAUCAAAUUGGAUAUUGGAAAACAUCAGACCAGCUUUAAAGUCCCUUCUGGAAUAAUCUCGCACACCAAAGGAUACUUAAUGCUUAAAAAGAAAGAAAAAGAGGAUAGAAGACGCAAGGCUAGGGAUGCUGUUGAGACCAGAAUUAAAAAUAAUGCCGAGAAAGGUGUCAUUCUGGCUACGAUUGGUGUACAGGUCUUCACUAUGGGUUGUCGGGCCAGGUCAUUCACGUCAGCAUCGUGGAUCACAGGCGGAUGCAAGAUUGGAGAUGAAUCAUCAAUCGAGACUACCGUCUGCCACUGUCCACACACUUCCGGUCAGCAGAGCGCUUUCACAUCCACUUUCUACGUUCAACCGAACCUGAUUGAUCGCGUCGACUUCUCAGACUUUGACGUCGACAACGCUGCAGUGUAUGGGACGUUGAUUGUGAUGUUGUGUCUUUAUAUUAUCCUGGUCAUUAUACUCCGAAAACAGGAUUAUAAAGACGCCCUGAAGUGGGCCCCUCAGUUCCUUUGUGAUAAUGGUGAGAAUGACAUCUACUUUUACAUGAUAACUGUAUACACUGGCAUGCGCAGAGGUGCCGCCACGAUGUCAAACGUCAAUUUCAUUUUAUCGGGAGAGGAUGAAGAUUCUGGGAUACGAAUAUUGAGCGGAAGUUCUCACUCUGGUUUUGAAGCUGGAUCUGUCCGUAGGUUUAUUGCCAGUUCAAGAUCAAAUUUUGGGAGACUGAAUUAUCUCCGAAUAUGGCAUGAUAACUCAGGACCGGGCAAUACAAAGUCCUGGUUCUUAAACAAAAUAGUUGUAGAUGAUUUGCAAACAAAAGCAAGAUAUAUAUUUCACUGUGGGAGAUGGUUAUCACUGGAUCGUGAUGACGGUAGAACAGAGAGGGUUCUUCCUGUCUGUACAAUGGAGAAUCUCAACAGCUUUAACACUCGGUUUUCGGAGCAGGCUCAACUCAAUCUCACUGACAGUCAUCUUCUCGUGUCUACCUUGAUUCGUCCCGAGAGCAGCAACUUUUCCCGCGUCCAGAGAGGAUCUUGUCUGUUUGUGCUUAUGCUGCUGACAAUGAUCAGUCAUGCCAUGUACUUCAAAGAGAACGCUAUUGUAUCAGCAAGUCAAGUUAAGAUCGGUAGUCUGGACUUUUCCUUGAAGGACCUCUACGUGUCUUUGAUGGUAGCCUUGAUCACUACUCCACCAAUUUUAUGCGCCUCGUUUGUGUUUAAAAAAACAUCCAAAUCUUCGUAUCAUUUAAGCAGAAUCUCUUCAAGGAAACGAUCAACAACAUCGGAAAAGUACACUUCAACAGAUACAGAUGUGCCCAUUAAUGUAGACUUGACCUCAACAUUUGAUACAGAAGUGACUUUGUUCCCAAAAUGGGUACUUUAUUUCGCUUGGUUCCUACUGUUUGCUUCUGCUGCGGUUUCCUCUUUCUUUUUGCUUUUGUACAGCAUACAGUGGGGCAAAGAGAAGUCGACAAGAUGGCUUAUCAAGUUCAUUUUGUCUUUCCUGGAGUCUAUAUUUAUUGUGGAUCCUGGAAAGAUCAUUUUGAUGGCCUUGAUGGUUGCGCUGUUUUUAAAAAACAAAGAAACGCAAUACAAAUUGAAUGUCGAUGUCCACCAUCUUCGUCGUUUGGCAAAAGUCUUCUACAGCAAUUACAGUGGAUCUUUAAAUGUAAUGAGAAGACAGAUCCUGGGUAAACACGAGCCAGCUUUACCUCACGAUGUUGAAAACUUUAAGAACAGACGUCAACAGGAAGUCAGGGCCAGGGGUGUGUUUAUAGAACUUCUUACAUAUGGAGUCUUUGCUUUCAUUAUGUUCAGCAUUAGUUAUAUCCACAAAGACCAGAGGUCAUUUCUACUGAAGCAAAACGUCCAUAAUAUACUUGUCAAGGACCCUGUAUCCUACAACAAAUUUGCAAACGUUAAUAAGACAAUUGACUACUUUAACUGGUUAAAUAACACGGUUGUACCGCAUCUCUAUCCAUCACGUGACUGGAGUAACAACUCCUUUCCUUCCGCUCCCUGGGUAGGGGACCUCGUCAAUAUCAGAGUGGGUACCGCCAAACUACGACAAGUUAGAGUCACGGAGGAGCCUUGUAUUUCAUACAUAUUUCAUAUUGUUCGCCCAUGCAUACGAGAAUACCAAGAUAAAAAUAUUGAAACCCGAAAUUUUUACCCGUAUUGGAGACUCCAAAAGAGUUUGUCUCGAACACCACAGUCUCUCAGACGUGCUUGGAAAUAUUCAUCUGAAGAUGAAGGGAUAGAUGUUCCUGGUGAAAUUCACAUGUACAAACCUGGGGGCUACGUAAUUAUGUUGCCGAGGUCCUUGACAGAGGCACAUGACCUUGUUCAUCAUUUGGUCGAGUACAGAUGGGUGGAUAGACAUACUCGAGCCUUGUUCCUGGAACUCAACCUUUACAAUCCUAACAUAAACAUCUUCACGUAUGCCAUGUUUAUUGCCGAAUUCAUCGAGACAGGUGGGAUUUUGCCCUGGUCCAACAUCUGGGUUUUCAGGCCCAAUGAGUUUACCGGUGCGCUAGGAACAUAUGCCCUCCUGUGUUAUCUUGUUUUUCUAAUAUUCUUAUGCUUGGGAACCUUCAGGGUCAUAAAAGAAUUAUAUCAAAGGCGACUGAAAUUCCUAAAACAAAUCUGGAACUUGGUUGACAUGACCUGUAUUGUUCUCAGUUAUAUUGGAAUAGUCGUCUUUUCAAUUCGUUUAGACAAAGCCAAUGAAACCAUACCAAAGGCCAAAGAAUUGUCAAACGACACAUUUGAUGGUUUUCAGACUGUUUUCUUGUGGGACUUUGCUUUUAAUUGUAUUGUUGGCGUUCUGACCUUCAUAACGACCUUAAGAAUACUGAGAAUUUUGGGGUACAACAGGCGUUUAACAGAGAUUGUGAGAGUUAUAACUAGUUCUGCGAGGGACUUAAUCGGAUUUGGCCUCGUCUUCAGCAUAAUAUACAGCGCUUACGUCAUAUUUGGUUUUCUGAUAUAUGGUACAUCUUUGAGCGAAUACAACACUGUGUUCAAAUCUUUUGGAACUCUGACCAAUUCCUUGAUUGGGAAGAAUCGCCUGGAUAUGAUGAUACACGUGGCCCCUGAAGCGGCUUCUUUCUUCUAUUUUACGUACACAUUUUGUGUCAUUUUCACUUUGUUAACGAUGUUCUCUGCCAUUCUUAACUACAGCAUCAGGAAAGUUCGCCAUCAAUCAAGGCAAAAUCCCGAAACAUACGGAAUACUUGAUAUUCUUAGUUCCAGCAUAAGUAAUCUGUUUGGAAUGGCGAUGGCACUCCAGAGGAAGGAUAAAGCUAAAGAAAAAUUCACUGCAAAAGAAAAGAAUUUGCGAAGCGAGAAGAUAAAUGCCUUUGGCAUUGUUCAGUUAAUCAGAGACAUAUUUGUUCAAAGUCUGGGAGAAGAAUUCAUGUAUUCACAGAGGUCAAGGCAAGAGUCUUUAUUGACAACAAUGACGGAACCAUCGGAUCUGAGAGUUAACCUGACGCCAGAAUGUCUUAAAGGACAACGAAAUGGUGACAUCAGCAAACUCGAAAGAAUCGGCACCCUGAGGGAUAUUCAAGUGUCACUUGAUAAGAAAGAGGACAACCUAGUCCAGCGGAAUCUUUAUUAUUUGUAG